CACACGCUGGUCAAUCAUAAAACCACACAGCUAAACCUUGCUCUUCCCCACUCACACCCGGAGUCGCAAGACAGACUGAGGCUUCUCACAAACGAGGACUAGGACAACCCCCAAGGCAAAAUGGUGAAAGUCGGUAUCAAUGGAUUCGGCCGCAUCGGUCGUCUGGUGACCCGUGCUGGCUUCAUGUCCAAGAAGGUGGAGAUUGUGGCAAUCAAUGACCCUUUCAUCGACCUGGAGUACAUGGUUUACAUGUUCAAGUAUGACUCCACCCACGGCCGCUACAAGGGAGAGGUCAAGCUGGAGGGUGACAAGCUGGUCAUCGACGGACAUAAAAUCACCGUUUUCCACGAGAGGGACCCCGCUAACAUUAAGUGGGGUGAUGCUGGUGCCCAGUACGUUGUUGAGUCCACUGGUGUGUUCACCACCAUUGAGAAGGCCUCUGCUCACUUGAAGGGUGGUGCCAAGAGAGUCAUCAUCUCUGCACCCAGUGCUGACGCCCCCAUGUUCGUCAUGGGCGUCAACCACGAGAAGUACGACAAAUCCCUGGCUGUUGUCAGCAACGCUUCCUGCACAACCAACUGCCUGGCUCCCCUGGCCAAGGUCAUCAACGACAACUUCACCAUCAUUGAGGGUCUGAUGAGCACAGUUCAUGCCAUCACCGCCACCCAGAAGACCGUGGACGGCCCCUCCGGCAAGCUGUGGAGGGACGGCCGCGGUGCCAGCCAGAACAUCAUCCCCGCCUCCACUGGAGCAGCCAAGGCUGUCGGCAAGGUCAUCCCUGAGCUCAACGGCAAGCUGACCGGAAUGGCCUUCCGCGUCCCCACCCCCAACGUGUCCGUGGUCGACCUGACAGUCCGUCUGGAGAAACCCGCCAAAUACGAGGACAUCAAGAAGGUUGUGAAGGCUGCAGCUGAGGGACCCAUGAAGGGCGUUCUGGCAUACACUGAGCACCAGGUCGUCUCCACAGACUUCAACGGUGACUGCCACUCCUCCAUCUUUGAUGCCGGCGCUGGCAUCGCCCUCAACGACCACUUUGUCAAGCUGGUCUCAUGGUACGACAACGAGUUCGGAUACAGCAACCGUGUCUGCGACCUGAUGGCCCACAUGGCCGCCAAGGAGUAAACCAACCAGUCGAUCGCUCGUCACUGCACUGUGCCACAUCACCCACAUCCUCCUGAUACCAGAGUUAUAAAUGCACAAUAACAAGUUGUGCCAUCUAUGACUCUAUGCCCGGUUCCUUCUAAUAGUCGACCCACAUCAGAUGCCUGAGGAAAGGUCCCACAGACAAACAAAAAAGAUUUAAAUUGGUGACCAAUCACUUUUUUUGUAUUCAAUUCCCUGUUCUGUUCUUGUGUGAGAUGGAGUUAAAGUGUGAGAGUCUGUGUCUGUCUGUAGUGCUCAAGUACUGCAGUCAGUGGCUGAAAUAAAGUCCUCUGUUUGUGAGAAUCA
This is a messenger RNA of Centropristis striata (black sea bass), 1449 nucleotides long. It is a transcript of the gene gapdh, whose product is annotated as glyceraldehyde-3-phosphate dehydrogenase. Gene Ontology annotation, molecular function: NADP binding; NAD binding; oxidoreductase activity, acting on the aldehyde or oxo group of donors, NAD or NADP as acceptor. The coding region runs from base 121 to 1122 and encodes 333 amino acids. The transcript is spliced from 12 exons. The record is from RefSeq and is a predicted model, not a curated record. Lineage: Eukaryota; Metazoa; Chordata; Actinopteri; Perciformes; Serranidae. Gene Ontology annotation, biological process: glucose metabolic process.